AUUUUCACGUCAAAAAGGAUGCCCCUCAAUAUUGCAAAAGCUGGUGUUGAUGAGGGCAGAAACAGUACACAGAUUUCCGCCCCACUACAAUCGCGCGAUUCCAUGCCUCCAAAUAUGACCACGGAGCGCAAGAAACGCACACGAACCGGAUGUGUCAACUGCAGUCGGAGGCGGCGAAAAUGUGACGAGGCCAAACCUAGCUGCACGGGUUGCAAGCGCCGGGGUGAAGACUGCCAAUGGCGUAUGCUCGGCGCAUUUCGCGAUUCCAAUAUCAAGGUACUAGAGUCGGAUCAUCCGUCCAUGAGUCAAGGUGGUGCAGUCAGCAAGGGAAAACGCCACAGUAGAUUCAAGAUCUUGAAUAAUGCUUCAAAAUCCUCGAAGGAGAAAGGUGGCAAGCACCAUGAUCAAGAAGCCUCUGACGAAAGGCCGGCACAGGGACCAUCCUUGACACCUGCUCCAGAAGCAGAUGCCGCUGCGGCACCGGCUACUGCCACUGAGGCUGCUUUGAGCUCCACUCCUGUGUUGAUCGCCCAAAGUGUUGCUAGCCCGAGCCCUGCGGUCAAUCAAUGUCUAUCACCGCCUUACUCCGGCGAAGCUCCGCACUUGUCUCGGACAGUCGACGAUGCCAGAUCUCCACGACAUACUAUAAUUGAGACAGACGGCAGCCAUGUAGAUCUUCAGUCUGCUCCUCCUCACUCCCAUUAUCCCCCACCCUUACAAUACGGCUUCAAUGCGCUUCCACAGUCGAGGGACGACUCGUCGCAUUGCUACAACUCUAGUCCUGAGUACAUCAUCGACGAUUUGACCGGGCUGAGUGGCUUCUCACAAGGCACUCAAUUUCGAUCAUCUGUGACUGGCUCUCACCAAACAGUGCAGUCGCCGUUGUUUGAUCACAAUGUCUUCUCCGACCCGGCAAAUCUCAUCAACGAUGUGUUCCUGCCGGGCUCUGCAUACGAAGCACUUCACACGACUUUGAGAAACCGCCAAUUAUGGACUGCCCGGCCAGAUAUUCCAUAUCGUCGUAGUUCAAAUGAUGCCGCGUCUGUUGUGCAUACCCCACCAGCAUUCAGUGACUCCGGGUCCUUCUCAAGAGCUGAGAAACAACCUCGGUGGUUAGAAACUCGCAGACGCUUUGAAUUGUCACCAGAAAGAGAGCACAUCCUAUGGGAGAACUAUCUCAAUGAGAUUUGCUCGUGGCUGGACAUGUUUGAUAACAAUCGCCAUUUCGCUUCAACUUUCCCCCAGAUGGCGAAAUCCUCUACUCACCUACGAUACUCCAUAUUAGCUUUAUCAGCACGGCAGCUUGAGCGACGGCAGAACCAGAAGUCCCAGUCGGAAAGCUUGUCUCUAUACCAAGAAGCCAUUCAUCUUCUUCUACCUGAGCUGGGUGAGAAGACCACUCCUGUCAUAGCUUCUUGUGUUAUUCUCUGUGUUUUGGAAAUGCUCAGUUGUAAUCCCAAAGAGUGGCGUCGGCAUUUAGACGGCUGUGCAUAUCUCAUUCAAGCAGCAGGUAUCAACGGCUUUUCUGGAAAAGAGGAGCAAGCACUUUUUUGGUGCUUUGCGCGAAUGGAUGUUUGUGGAGGUCUCAUAUCCGAAGAAGAGACUAUCAUUCCUAUUCACAACUGGCGGCCAAUUGAUAUGAGCUAUAACGAAGCUGCACAGACAUUCAUGUCCUCAGCAAAAGCUAACCUCGACACGUAUGCCAACUACACGGUGUAUCUUGUCGCACGGACCUUGAACGUUCUGUUUGGCUGUGCUUCCAAGAUGUCACAUCCUUGCACAUCAUGCCAAUCUGUUCCCAGCGAUGAUGGCAACUCUUAUGUGCACCGAUGGGCUGAUUCAUUCGAUCAUGUGGAAGCGUGGUAUGAAAAUCGGCCUGCGCAGAUGAAAUGCAUCUUCAGCGUUGCUGCCUCAGAGCGCGAAGGGAUGGAUCGUGCGUUUCCCAUUGCCCUUAUCCGGAAACCAGCUCUAUCAUGUAGCUGCCUUACUCCUGCUUCAGCGGAAGCCGAAGACUUUAACAUUAAGCAAGAGGCCGGUGGUGGUUGCUGGACCAAUGCACUCCAACCGCUGUGGAUAGCAGGGAAGGCCAUGUCGCACUACUCUGAGCACACUGCCAUUGUUGAAACUUUGGUCAGAAUUGAGCGCGAGACUGGUUGGGCUACGGCUUGGCGUGUUGAGGACCUCAAGGAAUUUUGGGGCGAAUAUGAUCAUGAUGAAGAUGGUGACAUCGACCUGGAUCAGGUUUGA
Penicillium brevicompactum is the source of this 2247-nucleotide messenger RNA. Its product is annotated as Zn(II)2Cys6 transcription factor. Gene Ontology annotation, biological process: positive regulation of transcription by RNA polymerase II. Gene Ontology annotation, molecular function: transcription cis-regulatory region binding; zinc ion binding; calcium ion binding. The annotation marks the transcript as partial. The transcript is spliced from 6 exons. The record is from RefSeq and is a predicted model, not a curated record. Gene Ontology annotation, cellular component: nucleus. NCBI's taxonomy places the organism in Eukaryota, Fungi, Ascomycota, Eurotiomycetes, Eurotiales, Aspergillaceae.